Impatiens glandulifera is the source of this 2346-nucleotide messenger RNA. RefSeq lists its product as uncharacterized. The record is from RefSeq and is a predicted model, not a curated record. The transcript has 2 exons. The coding region runs from base 1 to 2346 and encodes 781 amino acids. NCBI's taxonomy places the organism in Eukaryota, Viridiplantae, Streptophyta, Magnoliopsida, Ericales, Balsaminaceae.
AUGGAUUCAAGUACCAACGUCACGAAAGUUUUGAUCGUCAAACAAGUGGACAAAGUGCCUAGGAGGGGCAAGUCCGUCGAGAGAAGUGCUGCCAUGGAAGCUCGGGUGACCCGGCUUGAGGAAGGCAUGAGCGAGCACCAAGAAGCUCUCGAGGUGUUUAGCACAGUGGCUGAUAGGGUGAAGGCGCUUGAUGAGGAAGGGGAAAAGCUGGAGAAUGAAAUCAUGGGAAUCCUCAACAACUCGAAACGUAGCAUUCGUGACGAAGUGCUUGAGAUGGUUCAAGUGAAUAUUAAUGAUAUCCGGAAUGAGGUACUUGGAGCAGUCCGUGGAGAAGUCCAAGACACGAUCAAUGCCUUCCGAAGGGAAAUGAUGGGAAGGAUUGAAGGCGUGGAGGGGCGGAUUGGGUGGAAUGGAGGAGGAGAACUUCGAGGUGCGGCACCUCAUCGAAUUGAUGUUCCUAAACCAACUUCAUUCAAAGGCUCAAGGAGCGCAAUGGAAGUGGAUGACUUCCUAUGGAACAUGGAGAGGUACUUUAAGGCAUCCAACAUACUUGAGGAUCACAUCAAGUUGCAAACGGCGCCAUUUUUCUUGGUAAAUAUGGCAUUGUUGUGGUGGAGGAGGCGUGAAGCCGACAUUGAACGAGCUCGAAAGCGUUUGAGCCAACUUACACACUCCCAAUCCAUAAAGGAGUAUGUUAGAGAGUUCCAAGAGUUGAUGCUAGAGUUACCUGGUCUCACCGAACAGGAGGCCCUGUUCACCUUUGUUAACGGCCUAAAGACGUGGGCGCAGUUAGAACUACAAAGGGCGAAAGUGCAAAACGUCUCGGAGGCAAUUACGAUUGCAGAAAGACUUAUUGAGCUUAAAGCGUCUAUUGAUAGACAAAAGUUCAAUAAGGAUAACAAAGAGAGAGGUGGGGGAGACCGCCAACCCAAGAAGGGGAAACCAAACAACAAUCCUGGAAGGCAAACCAACGAAACGGGUAAGCCUAAAACUUGUCAUAUUUGUGGUGCCACCAACCACAUCAAGUUCAUGUGUCCUUUCAAAGGGAAGAAUGUGGCGGCAGUCCAAGGAGCCGAAUCUUCCGAUGACGAAGAAGGAGCUCAACUGGGAUCUUUGAAGUUGUUUAAUGCUGUUAAGGCUAGCGUUGUUGAGCCACUCAAAGGAACGAAGAGGGGUUCAAUGUUUGUGGAGGCCGUGAUCGAGGGAAAGCGCGUGAAAGCCCUUGUCGAUACUAGUGCAACCCACAACCUCAUGCGUGAAGGAGUGGCUAAGGCGCUUGGUCUCCACAUCAACCAAUCAAGGGGGACCAUCAAGUCCGUGAAAUCGAAAGCCAAGCCGGUGGCCGGUGAAGCUAAGGACAUGAAAAUCCAAAUUGGAGACUGGAACGAAAAGGUUUCAUUCUCGGUAAUCCCCCUCGACGAUUACGACGUAGUACUAGGACUACGAUGGUUCGAUCAGGUACGUGCAUGCAUAAUUCCUUACUCUGAUUCGUUGGUCAUCUCGGAUCAUGAAAGGACGAGUGCAAUACCGGUGAGAAGAGAACUAAACGGAAUGAGAAUGUUAUCGGCCAUACAAUUCAGCCGAGGCCUCCAGCGAGGUGAAGAGGCCUUUUCCGCUUUCGCUGUCAUAGAAGAUGAGAACGAUUCCAAGGUAGAAGUAGAAGUUCCCAAAGAAGUGCAAGAACUGUUGGAGGAGUUUAAAGACACGAUGCCCAACGAACUCCCAAGGAAAUUGCCGCCAAAACGGGACGUGGACCACAAAAUCGAGUUGGUGACGGAUGCUUUACCACCCUCUCGCACGCCCUAUAGAAUAGAACCUCCCAAGUUAAAGGAGUUGCAGAAGCAAUUGAAAGGGUUGAUCGAUGCGGGAAUGAUCCAGCCAUCUAAAUCGCCCUACGGUGCCCCGGUGCUUUUCCAAAAGAAGCGUGAUGGGUCAUUAAGGAUGUGUGUAGACUAUCGUGUGCUGAACAAGCUGACAGUCCGGAAUAAAUAUUCAAUCCCGAUCGUUGGUGAGCUAUUCGAUCAACUUGGAAGAGCCAAGUGGUUCUCGAAGAUAAACUUGCGAUCCGGGUAUUGGAAAGUGAGGAUUGCAAAAGGGGAUGAGACAAAGACCACUAUGGUUACGAGGUAUGGGUCUUAUGAAUUCCUUGUCAUGCCUUUUGGCCUUACGAAUGCACCAGCCACAUUUUACACACUUAUGAACAAGGUCUUCCACCCUUACUUGGAUAAGUUUGUGGUAGUUUACCUUGACGAUAUUGUCGUAUACUCGUCCACGUUGCAUGAGCAUGUGGAACAUUUGAGAUUGGUUCUCCAAGCCUUGCGAGAGAAUGAGUUAUAUGCCAAAUGA